AUGGAGAAGUUCUCAAAGUGGAGGCCCUUUCUCCCACUCCAGGCUCCGGCCUCAUCCCCACUUACGCUCGCCGUCUUGCCCUUCUCUCUCGCAUUCGCCCUGGUGCGCGCGGCCCUCCUGGCCGUCCUGCUUGGUGUCUAUUUCAUCCUCGUCGAGAUCCUCCUCACCCCGCUGGGCGCCAUCGGCCGUCCCCUUUCCAGCCUGUUCACCUCGAUCCUCGCGCGCACGGCGCUCGUCCUGCUGGGCUACUACUCGAUCGCGAUUGAGACGGCUUCGGCCAAGCGCGGCGGCAUGAAGGCCGUGGCGCAGGUCGUCCCCUCGGCUCCGCGCAGGGGUGACCUUAUUAUCUCCAACUGGACGUCGUACAUUGACGUGCUGUACUAUGCUUUCAGGCAUAACCCCACCUUCCUCCUGCCCGUCUUCUCCGAGGCCAUCACUGUCGACUCCAACUUUGGCCGUGCUAGCGGUACGGGUUCCGCCUCGAUUCUCCUCCCGACCACAUCCAGCACCUGUAUUGGCUAUGUCCCCGUCCGCCCCCUGGCCCUCAUGGCGCGUACGGGUUCUCUCCCGCCAACUGCCGCCGAGGUGGCGGGCCAAAAGGUGUUCAAGACGCUCGCUGCUGCCCGCGCUGCGUCGCCCGGCCCGGUCCUCGUGUUCCCCGAGGGAACGACGAGUAACGGCCGCGCAGUGCUGCGCUUUGGCGACGGCGUGCUCGGUGAAGAGGUCGGCAAGGAAGGCAUCGUCUGGAUCAAGUUUAUGCGCCACGCAUCCCCCACCGCCCUCCUCGCAGCUGCAUCGUGCCCGCUGCCCAACCCGGCCGCCCACCUGCUCCUGGCGAGCCAGCCAGGCGGGUUUGGCGCGCUGCGCGACGACCACACCGCCGCAAACCGCGAGGCGUGUGCGGUCAUCCUCGCCGAGACGGGGCGCGUCAGGCGCGUGCCAGGGAUGGGAUGGGCCGAGAAGGCCAGUUUCUUGGUCUAUUACGCCAAGAGCAAGAGACAAUAA
This is a messenger RNA of Apiotrichum porosum, 1005 nucleotides long. RefSeq lists its product as uncharacterized. NCBI's taxonomy places the organism in Eukaryota, Fungi, Basidiomycota, Tremellomycetes, Trichosporonales, Trichosporonaceae. The transcript is spliced from 5 exons. Bases 1 to 1005 code for a protein of 334 amino acids. The record is from RefSeq and is a predicted model, not a curated record.